AUGGCAGAAUACGACCUGUCCAAGAAAAUCAUUUCCUACCUUGACCGUCAUCUCGCUUUUCCUCUGCUAGCCCACCUCGCCGAAACCAAUAUCUUCGCAGUAUCCGAUGUUCAGGUUGCCGAGUAUGAGCUAGCCAAGGGCACCAACAUGUUCGACUAUGCACAGUCACUUUUCGUGCAGCUACACCCAGAUGCUGAGGUCCCUGCAGAGUUCGAUGAGAAACGGCAGAACGCAGUAUCCACGCAUGAAAGACUACAACAAGAAGCUCAAGCCGUUUUCGAUGUCAUUGAAAAUCCCGAUGUUGCACAGGCUUUGCGACAAGACAAAAAUCAGAAUUUGCAGUAUCUGAAGGAGCAUUACAACGUAACGCUGGAGCAAAUAACAGCGCUGUACAACUUUGGAAAAUUCCAGUAUUCGUAUGGAAACUACAGCGGUGCCGCUGACUACCUGUACCAUUUCCGCGUUCUGUCAACUGACAACGACCUGAACACGUCUGCUCAUUGGGGCAAACUCGCCUCGGAUAUCCUCGUUGCACGAUGGGACAUUGCUCUUGAGGAACUCAACAGUCUCCGGGAACUCAUUGAUUCACGGUCGCCUGCGCCUCUCCUGCCCACCGCAACAGCCACAAAUGCCUCUGCCCCCGAACCUGCCCUUGCCCAAUUGCACUCCCGGACGUGGCUUGUUCACUGGUCUCUCUUCGUCUACUUCAGACAUCCUCAAGGUCGCACCUUGCUUCUCGAAACAUUCCUGUCACCGACAUACCUAAAUACAAUCCAAACAGCUUGUCCGUGGGUUCUUCGGUACCUUACGGCAGCUGCUAUUCUCUCCCGAAAAUCUUCCGCUGGAGGAGGAAAUGCCAACGCAAGCUCAUCGCGGGUGAGAAAUGCGAUUCGGGAAGUCGUCAAAGUCAUUCAGAUGGAGGAGUACCAGUAUUCCGACCCUGUCACCAAUUUCUUGAAAGAGCUCUACGUCCAAUUCGACUUCGAGAGCGCGCAAAAGGAGCUCGGCAAGGCUGAGAAAGUCGUUGAGAACGACUACUUCUUGCAGGAGUUUAGGGAGGAAUUUUUGGACAAUGCGAGGUAUCUGAUCAGCGAGGCUUAUUGCCGAAUUCACCAGAAGAUUGAUAUUGGGGAUCUCUCCGAUCGGUUGAACCUUUCACGCGCCGAAGGUGAAAAAUGGAUCGUCAACCUUAUCCGCGAGACUCGGAUGGGCGCGGAUGCCAAGAUUGAUUUGGAGAAGAAUGUUAUCCAAAUAAGCCGUCCACCACUCCCAAUAUACCAGAGUGUCAUUGAGAAGACAAGAGGUCUUGCAAUUCGGACGCAAGCGCUUGGCGCAGCGGUCGCAAGGACAGGACAGCAGCCCGUUGCAGCUCAGUGA
Molecule: messenger RNA, 1377 nt
Organism: Desarmillaria tabescens
Lineage: Eukaryota; Fungi; Basidiomycota; Agaricomycetes; Agaricales; Physalacriaceae
Product: eukaryotic translation initiation factor 3 subunit 6
Exons: 5
Coding region: 1-1377 (458 amino acids)
Biological process (GO): translational initiation
Cellular component (GO): eukaryotic translation initiation factor 3 complex; nucleus; cytoplasm
Molecular function (GO): translation initiation factor activity
Source: RefSeq, a predicted model, not a curated record